This is a messenger RNA of Emys orbicularis (European pond turtle), 2588 nucleotides long. RefSeq names its product MTSS I-BAR domain containing 1 (gene MTSS1). Gene Ontology annotation, biological process: positive regulation of actin filament bundle assembly; plasma membrane organization; adherens junction maintenance. The transcript has 17 exons. NCBI's taxonomy places the organism in Eukaryota, Metazoa, Chordata, Testudines, Emydidae. The record is from RefSeq and is a predicted model, not a curated record. Gene Ontology annotation, molecular function: phospholipid binding; actin binding. Bases 105 to 2588 code for a protein of 827 amino acids. Gene Ontology annotation, cellular component: cytoplasmic side of plasma membrane; actin cytoskeleton.
UGCUCAGGUUUUGUUGAGAGGUGGGAGAUUGGGGCGAUUUAUUUUUUUUAGGGUUGUGAAAUUGCAGCAGUGUCUGUGUCCUCCUGUGUGAUCGAGCCGGGAAAAUGGAGGCUGUGAUAGAGAAGGAAUGUAGUGCGCUUGGAGGGCUCUUCCAGACCAUCAUAAGCGACAUGAAGGGAAGUUACCCAGUUUGGGAAGAUUUUAUAAACAAAGCUGGGAAACUGCAGUCUCAGCUAAGGACUACAGUAGUAGCAGCUGCUGCCUUUUUGGACGCCUUUCAGAAAGUGGCUGACAUGGCUACUAACACACGUGGUGGUACCAGAGAAAUUGGGUCUGCCCUGACGAGAAUGUGCAUGAGACACAGAAGUAUAGAGUCCAAACUCAGGCAGUUUUCAAGUGCUUUAAUUGACUGUCUGAUAAACCCACUUCAAGAACAGAUGGAAGAGUGGAAGAAAGUGGCCAAUCAACUGGAUAAAGACCAUGCAAAAGAGUACAAAAAAGCCCGCCAAGAGAUAAAAAAGAAGUCGUCAGACACGCUGAAACUGCAGAAGAAAGCAAAGAAAGCUGAGGCUCUGGGGUGUGAGUCAUGUGCUUCAUCCCAACCUAGCGGUUCUCUGUCUCCAAGCAUGGCUCCUGGGUGGUUCACGGGAUUAGAAUCCACCUCCUCGACAGGGAGAGGAGACAUCCAGCCCCAGUUGGACAGUGCAUUACAAGAUGUCAAUGAUAAGUACCUGCUGCUUGAAGAAACUGAGAAGCAGGCUGUUAGAAAGGCCCUCAUUGAAGAACGCAGUCGCUUCUGUACUUUUAUCUCGAUGCUACGGCCUGUGAUAGAAGAAGAAAUAUCAAUGCUAGGAGAAAUAACGCAUCUACAAACCAUAUCAGAUGACCUGAAAAACCUCACUAUGGAUCCUCACAAAUUGCCAUCAUCAAGUGAACAGGUGAUUCUAGAUUUGAAAGGUUCUGAUUACAGCUGGUCAUAUCAAACUCCUCCAUCCUCUCCCAGUACCACCAUGUCCAGAAAAUCCAGUGUUUGCAGCAGUCUGAACAGCGUUAACAGUAGUGAUUCCCGGUCGAGUGGCUCACACUCUCACUCACCUAGCUCACACUAUCGCUAUCGCAGCUCCAAUCUGCCUCAGCAGGCGCCCAUGAGACUGUCCAGCGUGUCAUCCCACGAUUCUGGAUUCAUGUCCCAGGAUGCUUUCCAGUCCAAAUCGCCAUCCCCUAUGCCACCCGAAGCACCUAACCAGAAUUCGUCCAGCUCUGCCUCUUCAGAAGCUUCUGAAACCUGCCAGUCAGUGAGCGAGUGCAGUUCCCCCACCUCAGUCAGCUCAGGCUCCACCAUGGGGGCUUGGGCCUCCACAGAUAAGUUGUCUAAUGGGUUUUAUCACUGUAGUUUAUCAAGUGACCCAUACCUAGCUUCAGUAGGUGCAGGUCCUUUCCCUCAUUUCCCGCCUGUCUCCCGCACAUGGACUCGGGCUUCCUCAACCCUCCUUCCAGACCGCGGUCAUUAUUACACCAUUGGGCCAAGCAUGUUAUCAUCAUCUAAGAUCCCUAGCUGGAAGGAUUGGGCUAAACCAGGUCCGUAUGAUCAGCCUAUGGUGAACACCUUGCAACGCCGCAAAGAGAAACGUGAACCAGACCCUAAUGGAGGAGCCCCAAGUGGACCAUCUGUGCCCACUGAGGAGGCCCAGAGACCUCGGAGUAUGACUGUGUCAGCUACCACAAGGCCGGGAGAGGAGAUAGAAGCAUGCGAGGAGCUAGCUCUAGCUCUGACAAGAGGUCUGCAGCUGGACACCCAGAGAAGCAGCAGAGAUUCCUUGCAGUGCUCCAGUGGCUACAGCACUCAGACUACCACACCGUGCUGUUCGGAGGACACUAUCCCGUCACAAGUUUCAGAUUAUGAUUAUUUCUCUGUGAGUGCUGAUCAGGAGACAGAACAACAAGAAUUUGACAAAUCCUCAACCAUUCCAAGAAACAGUGACAUCAGCCAGUCCUACCGUAGAAUGUUUCAGGCCAAGCGUCCUGCUUCUACUGCAGGCCUGCCAACGACGCUUGGACCUGUAAUAGUUACACCCGGUGUUGCAACCAUCAGACGGACCCCUUCCACCAAACCUUCGGUCAGACGAGGUACCAUAGGGGGGGGCCCUAUUCCAAUCAAAACUCCAGUAAUUCCUGUCAAAACGCCAACUGUACCAGAUGUACUAGGGGGACUGCCAGGCAUCCUGGGUGGGGCAGAAGAAUGUGCUGAGCAGAGUCCUGAGUCUGAAUCAGCAGGCGACGGUGGGCAAGGAGUCACCAGUAUGCUCUCUUCCUUGUGGAGCGGGCAAGCAUCUGUCAACCCUCCACCACCAAGCCAGAAGCUGAAUACCCCAGAUGAGCAGAGACAAGCAGUCCCUGAAAGUGAGGGAGAAGAAAGCGAAAGGGAUAGCUCAAGCACCCUUGCACCCCCAUGCCAGCCAAAAUGUGACCCAGGAGACCUGAGCCCUGGAGAUGCCCCGCAAGGUGAAGACAUGCUGAACGCCAUUCGCCGUGGUGUCAAACUGAAGAAAACUACCACAAAUGAUCGCUCGGCACCUCGUAUUUUGUAG